CAAGGAUCGUCAAGCCCGUUUCACUCUGAAAGCAAUGCAGGAUUCUGUACCACUGCUCAAACUUCUCUGCUGUGUAGGAAUUAUGCAGCAAAUGAUGGGUGACCCAAGUGACGAUGACCUCAACCCUGCUUAUCACGAAUCCCCCUGUGCUCAGGAGAAUCAGGAUGAAGAUGUGGGAAAAGGAGCCAAUGUUGCUGUCUUUGAAACUGUCCCAGUGGAGGAGAAAGCGAAAGCAGUGAAGACUGACACAGAGCAGAAUAUGAUGUCAUUUUCUUUGUCACCUGUUGAUAUGAGUGUGCCAAUGGCAUUUCCAUAUUCAGAAACACUCAUAUGUGAACCUCUGAAAAAAUCACCUAACACAGACACAGAAAAAGCGAAGUCCUUUGCUGAUUCUGUAAAAUCUGAUUUGAUGGAAACCUCUGGAUUUGACCAAGAGAAAGCAGGUGGAGAUGGGAGGAAAGCAAAGAAGACUUUAAUUUCAUAUCUCACAGUCCAGCCCAAAAAAAUGACUCAAUCGCCUGUUUUUCCAGAGACCACAGACAAGCUUGACGCUCAAAGCAAACCUCAAAGCAUGAGCAUGAGAAAUGCAGAUUCAAUGGCAGACAGUACUGAGCCCUUGCCAACAUCAUUGGUUUCAAGCACAACAGAGAUUAACAUUUCAAUGAACACAAAGCCAACAGAAACAUCUAGAAGAAACGCAGCCGAUACUUUAGAUGAUGCAUCACAGACGAAAUCCAUUGAGUAUCCAGUCACUGCAGCAGCUCAAAACCUGACCAGCACCUCAAUCGAUAAAGUAAAGUCACAGGAGGAAACUAAAGAAAUCAGAGCAACUAGUCGACCCACAACAACAGGGCAAACGCAACCCGUGGCAAUUACUCCGCAAAUGCCGUUUCAUCAGUCUGGAAGUCCCAAGACUACGGGAAAGAAAACUAGUGGUGCCCUGAUAAGAGGAGAAGAGCGAAAAGAUCAAGAGACAACAGAUUCAGACACGACUCCACAGAUUAGACUGGAGGAUCUCAGAUAUACAAGUGAACAAAAAACACCUGUGAACAGAGAAUCAGAGUCUGAUGAUUGUUUUUUGGGGGAUAUUUUUACCUGUUUGGAACGUCUUACCACUGUGGUAAAUACUACAGCAGAGACUAACUCCCCUCAGUUGCACAGAAGCAUACCCAGAGAAGAAGGACCGUUGCGUCAAUCAGGCCUCAGAGGUCCAAGGGGAUAUCCAGGUCCACCUGGUUUACCAGGCCAACCGGGUGACAAAGGAGAUAAAGGUUAUGCAGGAGUGAUGGGCCGAACAGGCCAGACAGGGUACAGGGGACCAAUCGGGCCUCCCGGCAUGCCUGCUAUCAUCGUCUGGUACUCGUCAGAGGAAGAAUGGCAAGCGUUUAAGAGCAAGAAAUUUUACAAAAAACUAGUGUCACUGUGGCCGAGAGUAAAAGGAUUACCAGGACCAAUGGGACCACCGGGAGAUGCUGGACCACCUGGCCCUUCUGGAGUUUCAGGCAAGCAAGGGAGGAAGGGAAAGCAAGGGAAACUCGGGAGAAAAGGACCAAUUGGAAUGCCAGGGCCACCAGGGAGAGCAGGACCGGAGGGCACAGCUGGAAAGGAUGGGGAAACAGGCCCACCAGGACCACCUGGGGAAGAUGGCCCAAAAGGUUAUAAUGGAGAGAAGGGCAAUAAAGGGGAGCUGGGUGAGUGGGGUGAUCUUGGUGAGAUAGGACCUCAGGGAGUCAAAGGAAUCGAAGGAGAGAAGGGAAAGAAAGGAGAGAAGGGUCUGGCUGGGGUAAUAGGAUAUAAUGGGCUGCCUGGACCCAGAGGACCACGGGGAUUCAUGGGGCCACCUGGUGCACCUGGACAGAAAGGGGGUAUUGGGUUCACAGGAUCACCCGGACCUCCAGGCCAUAUGGGGCCGAGAGGACAAAAGGGAGUUCCAGGUGUCAACGGACCUCCUGGACAGCUAGGCGAGAUUGGGCCAAGGGGACCACCUGGCAAACCAGGAGAGGAAGGGCACGCUGGUGUUACUGGUAUUCUGGGUGUUCUUGGACCUCAGGGCAAACCAGGAGGCGAUGGACCACCAGGUCAAAAAGGAGACCGUGGAGAUGUGGGAAUUGAGGGAAGCAUUGGAGGUCCAGGACCACCGGGUAUAAAAGUAAGCCUGCGGUUGACUCUUAAUGAAGAGUUAUGA
Molecule: messenger RNA, 2185 nt
Organism: Danio aesculapii
Lineage: Eukaryota; Metazoa; Chordata; Actinopteri; Cypriniformes; Danionidae
Product: collagen alpha-1(XXVII) chain-like
Exons: 20
Coding region: 35-2185 (716 amino acids)
Source: RefSeq, a predicted model, not a curated record